AAACGAGGAAGAGAUCAUUGCUCCAUUGCUCCUCAUAAAAUCAACAAGGAAUACCUGAAUCGAAUCAACAGCACAAUAAAGGAACCCAUCGCGAUGACAUCUACCGACGAAUCCAACUUUUUCAAGACGGCCGAGCUAUCUCGGUUAAUGGUUCCAGCCGAUGCCAAUGUGGCAGGAAAUGUCCACGGUGGGACCAUCAUGCAAAUGAUCGAGGAAUCGGCUUGUGUUGCGGCGAGUCGCUUCUACAAUCAUUACUCUGACGAAGAGGUUGUCAAAGUUGUCACUGCCCGUGUCGAGAGCAUCACAUUCCAGAAACCACUGCACGUGGGGGAUGUGGCCAAGGUUCAGGCUCAAGUGGUCUUCGCUUCCAACCACACGGUUGCAGUGGCGGUGAAGGUCAUGGCAGAGCGCUUGACGUCAAAAGAAGACGUUGUUGGCAAUCGAGCCUUGUUAUGGAUUGUGGGGCAUGUGCACAAGGAAUCUUCUUCCACCGACAUGGCAAAGGAUCAUAAUGGAAUUGCCACGGUACAGAGGAAGGGAAAGAUGGACCUGCCUUUGGCCAAGGCACCAAAGUUGGAGGCACCCACCGAUAAAGAAGGACUCAUGGCCUACAAGUUGGCCAAGAUGGCGUAUGAAAAACGCAAGGCUCGUCAAGAAUCCGAUCCGGCUUCACUCCCUGAUUCUGAUGUUGAUGAAAACACCAACCCAGCCCAGUCUAACAGCGAAGAGGAUGAUGCCUUUUCUCCCGACCAAAGUGAGGUCACUCUUGCGCAAUGCAUGCUACCAGCAGACUGUGUAACCGGGGCCGGCCUGGUUCGUGGUGGAGUUGUCAUGAAAUUGAUGGACAAUGCGUCAGGAGUGGCAGCAGUCCGCCACUGUGGUACCAACAUUGUCACAGUCUCGGUGGAUGCGGUGGAUCUUGUCAAACCUGUCAUGCUGGGCGAUGUAUUAAAGAUCCAUGCCGUUCCAAUCUUUACUUCGGCCAAGUCUAUCGAAAUCCAAGUCUCAGUGACGGCAGAACGGUUCUGUAUGACACCCGAGGGCAAGUUAGAAAGACGAGAAACCGUGUCCACCAAACAAGCGUACUUUACCUUUGUGAGCCUUGGCCCGACAGGAAGGACCUUGCCCAUGCGUCCUUUGGCGCCCCAAACAGACGCGGAGAAGAAAAUCUUCAUUGAAGGGAAGCAGCGCUACGAACAGCGCAAAGCCCUUCGUGCGGGGGCUGCCAUGAAGCAACAAAAGAAGUAAACAGAAAGUUCGAGAGAUUUGUUUUGGUAAACUUACAUGUACCAGAAAGCAAUGUGCAACAGUAUCUGGGUUGCAUACUUCAUUAAUAAAACACUCUUCUAGACGUCGUCGAUAUGACAUUUUCUUUCG
Molecule: messenger RNA, 1377 nt
Organism: Seminavis robusta
Lineage: Eukaryota; Bacillariophyta; Bacillariophyceae; Naviculales; Naviculaceae
Source: the annotation of a GenBank genome assembly